UGAAGAUGAGGCGCACGUUCUAUGGCGAUGGAGUAAGAACGCGCAAACUGUCGGAACGACGAAGCGCGGAUAGUCGAGCGGACGAUCGUGGGUUCAUCGUGGCCGGCGUCGGACUAGCGGAUUCUGUCUGGUCUCCAUCUGUCUCGUCGCCGGCGUUCCCGGCUCGAGCGCCCGAAUCGACGCGGCUACCACGCGCGGUGCCGUUAUGACAGAUCCGCGCGUCGCCGCAUAUCGUACGCGAUCCGGCGAGUCGUGUGGCGGUCCCCUCGCGCGAGUGAUAGAUCCCGUCGAAUAAUGGCGCGCCGGGACCCUGACGAGUAGCUCAGCUGACAGCCGCGUCAGACAAAAUGGUAGCCCGCCGUGGCCGUGCACCGGGAGGUGAUACGUUUCCGCAUACGUGAACUCGAGCCCGGGGCGGGACGGGCGGGACGGGGAGGUUUAGGCUACGAUGAGUACUGACAGUCAUGAUCAGACGAAACCUUGCAAAACACUCGCGAGGAGCGAAGAAGAGAGUGCGUUUGACGGUAAACGGAUUAAAAAAGAGCGCAGUGAUAUUUGCGUGGAGAAUGGCGACGCCGCCGUCGCCUCCACUGCCUCCUCCUCCGCCGCUACCGUCGCCACCUCCGUCACCACCGUCGUGGAGAAACGACAGCUGCCGGCCGGCAGGUUCGCGUCGAAUGGCUUUCACGGGGAUGGUGAUCUGCUGCAGGACCUUGUCACGACGAAGGUCACUACGCUGGCUAACCACGGAGCUUCCUCCAAGCAGGACAAGAUCCGGAUUAUGAUAGAGGAUGGCAUUAGCGAAGAAUCUAGGGUGCGCGUGGACGAAAUCUUCUCGCAGGUAGAACGACUCAAGAUAGAAGAAAGAUUAUUGUUGUACCUGAAACUUCCGUUACUGCUGACAAAUCCGAGUGGAACCGUCGAUCCGCUGAGGCAGCCGUUAAAUCCAUUAGGAAAUCGUUAUGAAAUUCAUCAGACUAUCAUGUGGAUUAAGACACACUUGGAAGAAGAUCCUGAUGUGUCUUUACCAAAGCAGGAAGUCUAUGACGAAUACAACAUGUAUUGCUUAAGGAAUUCUAUGAAACCGUUAUCGACGGCGGAUUUUGGAAAAGUCAUGAAACAGGUGUAUCCGCGAGUGCGCCCUCGAAGGUUGGGCACACGGGGCAACUCUCGCUACUGCUAUGCGGGUAUGCGCAAGCGAAUUAAAUUGGAUCCUCCAACACUGCCAAAGAUAUCUGGCUCUCAAACUGAGGAGCAUUCGGAGGAGAAUAUUACUGAGGAAAUGUUAGGCGCUGCGUCUACAUUGAUAAGAGAAUGGGCGGAGAGCGUGUUAGGCCUGAAAUUUCCAAAUUUGAGUGCCUUAGCGCGGCAUCUUGUUGAUAAUUUUCGUGUCGAUACUCGAUCUCUGGCUGCUGUAUGCAUUCUUUCUGCUGCGGUCGAGGCUAGUGCUUCAUCUAAUAAAGAGGCGAUCUCGGAUCUACCGACGACGCCUGUGAGCGGUAAGCCUGCCAAACUUCGAGAGGCGCAGUUACAGUUGCAACGGAAACUUCAGCAACGCGAGCAUAUAAAGGAUCAGAAGCAUCGUCAUCUUGACACAGUGACUAUUAUACAGAACAAAGAGAAAGCCGUCGACGGUAAAGGAAACGUUGGUAAGGGAAGCAAGAAGGUCAACAAGUCCAAUCAAUCACCUCAAGGUACAAACGCGUUAACGGCGACAACAGAGGCCGCGCAAAAGCUGAACGUGUCAGCGGUAGUUUACAACCGGCAAAAGAAAGUAACGAAGACUUGCAACCAACAGCAACAGCAGCAGCAGCAGUCCCGCAAUGUCUCCCAGGAGUCUAACUGUGAUAAUCUAGUGGUACAAUCGCGCGAAGAUGGACAGAGUAAUAGCAACUCCAGAGUAAUGUCGGGCGCGCAGCGCGAUGUCAAAGGUAAAAAUUCCAGGAAACGUGCCAAUAAUCCGAUUGUAACGCAGGAGUCCAGCCCCGAGAAGCAAACGAAGCUCACGGAGGAGAGCCCAGAGCAUUCCAGCGUUUUGCUACCCAAGUUAACGUCCAUCCGCGGCGGCAAGAUAUCGGUGAUACUAGCUAGCAAUCCGAAGUCUAUCAAGUGUAAAACGGUUGAGGCUGCGGACAGCCAGCUCGUUAAAAACUGUGAUAUUAACUCGUCGAGGAGUGCUUCAGCCACUGGCGCGGUGGAGGUGUCCUCAGGACUCCUUACGAGGGACCAGAUUCGCCUCUUGCAGGAUACGCCGGUCUUCAAGGACGAGAGGCUGCGCAGCAUCGACACAGACGCGCUGGACGAUUAUCUGAACGGCGGGAACAAUUCGCAGGAGCAGGAGGAGGAGUUAUUACAAUACUUUCAACAGAGCAGCUCGUCCAGUUCGGACGUGGAGACCGGCGUUGUCAGUUCCGACACCGAUCAGGUGUCCCGAUCAGACAAGGUAUCGCAGUUACGGUUGAUAUUACAACAGAAUCUGAAAGGAUCUACCGUCACCGCCGACCUGGUGCCCGCGACCGUCGUCCGGCAAUCCGUUGCUGCGGAGAAGCGCGAUUCCUCGCAGAAACACAAUCUUAUAUUACCGACACUUUUGAAUCAUCCUAAUCCAGGUAGCACGCGUCGUCGCGUCAGUUUUGAAACCAGUGUCGUCGAACAUGUACAGGAAACGACGACGCCGACCGUGGCCAACACUGUGCCGCAGAGUCCCAACACGCGGCGUAGGAUAUUCAACUUCACCCCGAUCUCACCCGGGCCGCAUUCUCCGAUCAACGGCCGUGCGUCCAAGUCGAACUCGGCGAACGCGAGUCCCUUCGUGUCGCCGCGCAACACUCCGGUGCCAAGAUCGCGCAGCAACCUGCAAGCCGGCAGCUCCAGAUCGCGCGGCCAAAAGAUGCUUUCCCGCUCGAUAUCGUGCAGUGUGCCGUACACCGUCAAAACGACAGACACUUUCAUUGUACCGACAUCCAGUGGAACGGAAUCCGCGCGACAUAUGCUGACGGUGGCAACGACCAAGUCGUCGGAGGUCGUUUUGAAGGGACCGCCGUGCACUGCGUUUUUGGACCUGACGCCUCAAAAGCAAUUGCUAAUCAAUUAUCCAAGCCAAGAGAAUCUGCAGGAAAUCAAGAAUGUGUACCAGAGUAGCCAGAAGAGCCAGCCAGCCCCGCCCGACCAAGAGAUCACGGAACUUCUCCACGCUGGCAGACACUUGAGCAACGAGCAAUUAUUUUAUCGCUCGCAGUCCGUGCCGUUGCACAGGAUGGUGAAUCCCGUGUCCUUGAUGUCACCGAUCUCCGCGCAGCACUGUUUGUCGACGGUGCAGAGUCAGAGCUUCAAUCCGUCGACGAACAGCUCCGUUGCGCCCACGCCAGUGCCGAGCGAGUACAAUGAUUUCGGAUCCACCAUCGGACAAGAGGGUGCGUAUCUGUUGGACGACGCGAAUUUCAUAUCGGACGACCAACAGUUUCUGAUGACGGACAAGGGAAUCACGUCGGAGAACAUCAAUAAUAUCCUGACGAUUUUGGACGAGGAAGGUCAGUCGAGUCUGCAAAUGCUGCCGGAACAGACGACGGAGGAAACGUUGAGCAGCGCGAUCGUUCUCGACGCCCUACCAAAUGCCAAUUUGAAUCUAUCGGAGGAGGACAUACUGGAUGCGUCCAGCAUUCUUGACGAUCCCGGCGGCGCGUUGCAGAAGAUAAUUCAAUCGCGCUCGUACCCGAACACGCCGCUGCCUGCACCGGUGUCGGCGUACGCGCCGUCGUACACCGAGGACAGCAACGGCUCCAGAUCGUAUCCGUCGACUCCUCUGCACACGGUGCAAUCCCAGGAGGUGUACCAGGAUCCAGGCGAGCCGAUACUCUCCAGUCCCAUCCUUAAUUCUCUCAGCUUACAGAGCGACACGACGAACGUUACUGUUGCCGCCGUUACCAGCACCGCGAGCGACGUUGACGUUGCCGCCGCUUCUUCCAACAGCCUUUGUCGAAACGUCGCCGAUCUUUUGGAGGCGAGUUUCCUCGGGGAGGCCGACGCAGAGACGGAUGAUUUGGACCCGCUCGCUAAUUUUGACGGCCUGCAAGAUGUAGACUCGUUGACGCCGCUAUUCAACGAAGUCGCGGAGCCUAAUUGUUGAGACCGUUACUUCGAUCUAUCAUAAGUUCGCAUUUGCACAGGGAGAGGACGGCUAGCUAUCCGAUAUCUAGACGAAACGUGACAAAAUCUAUAUACGUCUGAAUCUAAGAACUAAAAGGAUCCAAAGGGAAGGUGAGAGGCCAGCCGUUUUGUUACGUACGAUGCCUAAUUGUUCUAUACGAUGCCUAAUUACAAAUCCAUAUAAGCAAAGUUCGAUGAAUUGAAUAGCAAGUAAUCCCGAAUGUAGUUUCCAGGUGCUGGAAGGGUUGAGAACCACUCGUGCGACUUUAAAAAAAAAAAAACAAAAUGCAAAAAUGCGCAACUGCCAGCAGCGUUUCCCUCGUAACAGCAUAAUUCUUCCGAGUUAUCACGUAAAACGAGCGAGAGGCUCGAAACCUAAUUACCAUUCGACCAAGUGAUAGUACGAGCGAGUACGCGAGUAAUUCUCCGGAGCCGAUACUCCCUCUGCGAGCGAUUUUAAACGAGGUACACAAUAUUACAAUAUUCACUAAACGCACAACUUCGGAUAGGGAUUACUCUUGGUAUCUUGUAAGCAGAAUUGAGACUGUCGUUUAACUUUCUAUUUAAAAUUUAGCGAAACCGUGAGUCGCAACAAUUGAUAUUCGCUGCUACGCGUUCGAAGAAAUACUCAUGUUUUUACUAAAAGCGACAGGAAAAUCGAAAGAUUGAAACGAAUACCGAUCGCUUCUCGAUCGGAGUCGAGCAUUAAAUAUUCUAACAUAUGCGUGUACGCGAUACGUUGGAAAUGUGUAUGGGUGCGGGCUUGUAUGAACAGUCAAUAGACAUAAUCAUAUAUGUGCGAAACGGCAGUCUCUCUCUUAUUCGAGUACAUGCUUAGUUAAGGUUUCUCUUUUUGGAGUGUGAUGCGCGUACGUUGAAACGCGAGGAAGCUGAGAUAACGAUGUAGCCAAGCUGUUGUAUGUAAAAUGUCAGAUUUUCUACUAAAACUUUACGCGUAACACAGUUCUACUACACCUAGACAGCAAAAGCUUCUAGAAGAAAUAUUAAGGAUGGCAAAAAUUCCGCGUUUCGAUUCUUCAUACGUUACUAGUUCCGCGGGAAAAAUUAAUGUCUUCUGUAUGCUUUCUAUUUGAGAAACCAUAUAAGAGAAUGUUAAUUCUUUGUAACUCUUUUUCGAUUCUCUCUUGCACGUCAUAUAAUGUUUUUUUGGAACGUUACAAGUGGUAGCAUUAAUAGGAAGGAUGAAGUAAUACUUCAAACAUUUUAUACCAAUCUGCAGAAUCAGUGUUUUUUUUAAAUAAAUUGAGUUUUAUAAAGAUUCUUCAAAUAUGUUUGAAAACGUUAUAAAAUUAUAAUUAAUAAAAAAUUUAGACGAAUUUUUAUUUGAAAAAUAGCACAAGUGAUCUUACGGAUUGUUGGCAAACGGAUAGUGAACUCUGUAAUGAUUAAUAAGGGAUACAUAUAAAGCUAGAUUAAAAAUUUCAAAGUUUUGGUAGAAAAUUUGAAAAUUUAUGUAAUUGUUUCAAACGAGCCGUGAGAACUUUUUUUCUAAACUAUUUCGUUGCACCUGUUCGCACAUAUCAGUUUUAUGUCGGCGCUCGAUUGCAUCGGACUUUUCACCUAGGAAGAUUGGGUGCAAUAAUAAUAUCGGAAACCAGUGUCACAUCCUAACGGAUGCCUUGCAAUUGUUGCAUAUUUAAUUCUUAAGUAAGUAACGCGUAAACAUAAAAUAUAAUAAAAACCGGCUUUUUGUGUUAAAAUAUAUCUAUUUAUAUCUUGCAUACCAUAAAAAUGUUUACAGAUAUUUUUCAUGUUUCUCAAUAUGGUAAAACGAUGAAAUAUGUUUUCGAAUAUAUUAGAUCAACAGUAUCUUGGAUCAUUAUGAUAUAAUACGGAAUGUUCAACUCAAAUCAUACAAUCUGCGACGAGCUAGAUACCCUAUAGAGAACAAAGAAAGAUAGAUAAAAUAAAUUCCUUGCAGCUUGUAGAUUAUAUAUCGUUCAUCCCGAUGUAACAGAAGUUUUUAAAGGGAGUCCUUUAGACUCAUUAAGGACCAUUGUGAGUGCAUGAUUGAGUGUUGAGAAACACAUUUCGCAGAUCAUCUGAUUGCGUUGUUGCUGGGAAAAUUCUUAGAUUUCGUGGAUUUUCAAGAUCUCGGGGUCCUGGAAAAUUUGUAACACGUGGGAACAAGAGACCAGUGACGAAAUGACGCGAGAAGAUGAAAAGCGUAAACAUUAUUCAGCUAUCGAAAGUAUUGCAUGAGCUAGGACAGUACUUUAGGGCAGUAAGUCGCAUGUUGUAUUCGCAAUGUAUAUUUUGCCUUACUUUUCAACCCCCCCCCCCCCCUCCGCACGUGCUAAGUGUAUGAUGUGUGACGAUGUAUAACGACGAGGUCAAGUGCGAGAGAAUCGGUAGCGCAAAGCGAGCGACAAAGAAGUAGCGGUCAAUCGCACGAUGAAGGAAUGCGCCAGGAAGAUCUUCGCCGGAAUAAAAACGACUGCCUCUGCUGGAAGCUUAAUUCAUCCGAGACGAUACGUUCGUUCGAUUCUGAAAGAAAUCUUUCAUUUUAUUCACCUGUUAUAUACGUAAUACCGUGAAUGACAGACGAAUGGAACAACGCGAAAGCGGUGUUUACCCCUCGUGCGCGCGUAUAGCGCGUUUCGACGGUUACAUCUCGUUUUGCAAAUAAACAUUCUUUUUUAGAAA
Molecule: messenger RNA, 6813 nt
Organism: Ooceraea biroi (clonal raider ant)
Lineage: Eukaryota; Metazoa; Arthropoda; Insecta; Hymenoptera; Formicidae
Biological process (GO): regulation of transcription by RNA polymerase II
Molecular function (GO): RNA polymerase II cis-regulatory region sequence-specific DNA binding; DNA-binding transcription factor activity, RNA polymerase II-specific
Source: RefSeq, a predicted model, not a curated record